This is a messenger RNA of Oncorhynchus tshawytscha (Chinook salmon), 1639 nucleotides long. Its product is annotated as asc-type amino acid transporter 1-like. NCBI's taxonomy places the organism in Eukaryota, Metazoa, Chordata, Actinopteri, Salmoniformes, Salmonidae. Gene Ontology annotation, cellular component: membrane. Gene Ontology annotation, molecular function: L-amino acid transmembrane transporter activity; neutral L-amino acid transmembrane transporter activity. Gene Ontology annotation, biological process: D-serine transmembrane transport; D-alanine transmembrane transport; amino acid transmembrane transport. The record is from RefSeq and is a predicted model, not a curated record.
CAGGCGAAGGAACUGAGUGAGGCAGUUUUAUAGUUGCGCGCCUCAGACAUGGACGGGACAGAGAGGAGUCGGAAGAGCUGCGCUGAGACGGAUCAGGCGCAACAGCCCAUGAUGGAACUCAAUGGAAAGGAUAAGAGUGACUCGCCGUCAGAUAGAGUCACGCUUAAAAAAGAAAUCGGACUCCUCAGCGCAUGUGCCAUUAUUAUUGGUAACAUCAUUGGUUCGGGGAUAUUCAUCUCUCCUAAGGGUGUUUUGGAGCAUGCUGGUUCGGUGGGUCUUUCCCUCAUCGUAUGGGUGUGCGGAGGGGGUAUCUGCGCCCUGGGGUCCAUGUGUUACGCUGAGCUGGGCGUCACCAUUCCCAAGUCAGGGGGAGACUACUCCUACGUCACGGAGAUAUUCGGAGGACUGGUGGGGUUCCUGCUCCUAUGGAGCGCGGUUCUCAUCAUGUACCCCACCACCCUGGCUGUCAUAGCUCUCACCUUCUCCAACUAUGUCCUGCAGCCAGCCUUCCAGAACUGUGUCCCUCCAUACUUGGCCACCAGGCUUCUCUCCACCAUCUGCAUAUUGUUCCUGACGUGGGUAAACUGUUCCAGCGUACGCUGGGCCACCAGGAUCCAGGACGUGUUCACAGUGGCCAAGCUGCUGGCUCUGGGACUCAUCAUAGCUGUGGGACUGGUGCAGAUCUGCAGAGGUCACUAUGAUGCUCUGAGACCCAGUCAGGCGUUUGAGUUCACACGGGACCCCUCUGUCGGUCAGAUAGCUCUGGCUUUCCUCCAGGCCUCCUUCGCCUUCAGCGGCUGGAACUUCCUGAACUACGUCACUGAGGAGGUGGUGGAGCCACGCAAGAACCUGCCCCGGGCUAUCUACAUAUCCAUUCCCCUGGUGACGUUAGUCUACACUCUGACCAACAUUGCAUACUUCUCCUCCAUGACCCCCGAAGAGCUGUUGGCAUCCAACGCCGUGGCCGUGACAUUUGGUGAGAAGUUGCUGGGCGUAUUCUCCUGGGUGAUGCCCAUCUCUGUAGCUCUGUCUACAUUCGGAGGAAUCAACGGCUAUCUCUUCACUUCAUCCAGGUUGUGUUUCUCUGGAGCCAGAGAGGGUCACCUGCCUUACCUGUUGGCCAUGAUCCACCUGAAGAACUGCACCCCUAUUCCUGCUCUGCUAGUCUGUUGCGGAGCCACCAUUGUGAUCCUGUGUAUCGGAGAGACUCACAACCUGAUCAACUAUGUGUCGUUUAUUAACUUCCUGUCCUAUGGAGUGACCAUCGCUGGCCUGCUGUACUAUCGCUGGAAGAGACCCAACCUGCUACGACCCAUCAAGGUGAGUGUGUUGGUCCCUAUCAGUUACCUGGUGUUCUGGGCGGUGCUGCUGGGGUUCAGCCUGUACUCCGAGCCUGUGGUGUGUGGCAUGGGGAUAAUCAUCAUGCUCACCGGGGUACCCGUCACUUACUAUAUCGGAGUCCACUGGAAGAACAAGCCCAGAUGUGUCUACAGGGUCGUGGAGUGUGUGACCUACGUGGGUCAGAAGCUGUGUUUCGUGGUGUUCCCCCAAGAAGACCUGUCAGAGAUCACCCCCUCACAGCCUCCGAUAAACACAUCGACUGACUGAGCAGGCCCCCCUCACAGCCUCGGAUAAACAC